GUUGCUACCCUCAGGAGAACAAGGGAACAUACAUCCCAGUGCCAGUCGUGCCCGAGCUGCAGAAGGGAAAGUGGGGGGCCAAGGUCAUCAUGAACGAGGACAGGUCUGUCCGGCUGUCCAUCCAGUCCUCCCCUGAAUGCAUCGUGGGUAAAUUCCGCAUGUACGUGGCUAUCUGGACCCCCUAUGGCAUACUCCGAACCCGCGGAAACCCGGAGACAGACACGUAUAUUCUCUUCAAUCCUUGGUGUGAAGAGGAUGCUGUCUAUCUGGACAAUGAGAAAGAAAGAGAAGAAUAUGUCCUGAAUGACAUCGGGGUCAUUUUUUACGGAGACUUCAAUGAYAUCAAGAGUAGAAGCUGGAGCUAUGGUCAG
This is a messenger RNA of Urocitellus parryii (Arctic ground squirrel), 371 nucleotides long. NCBI's taxonomy places the organism in Eukaryota, Metazoa, Chordata, Mammalia, Rodentia, Sciuridae. The record is from RefSeq and is a predicted model, not a curated record.